AGCAUGUGUCUAUGUUCUUCUGUAUGUCAGUGACUCCGAAGAAGACGGUCUCCUCACCUCUCUUUGAUGUCCCUCCGCACCAUGUUUGCGCUGCGCUCGCUGUCCCGUUCUGCGCUCCUCAGAUACACCGCUGCUGCUCAGUUUCAUGCGACUUCAAACUGCAGUGGCGCAAAAGUCGCUGUUGUGCUGUCAGGAUGUGGGGUCUAUGAUGGCACUGAAAUCCAUGAGGCUUCAGCAAUCCUUGUGCAUCUAAGUCGGGGAGGUGCAGAGGUUCAGAUGUUUGCUCCAGAUGUGUCUCAGAUGCAUGUGAUAGACCACGGCAAAGGUCAGCCUGUGGAGAACGAGUCAAGGAACGUGUUGUCAGAAUCAGCACGUAUCGCAAGGGGCAACAUCACUGACCUGGCGAAACUAAAUGUCAGUAAUCAUGAUGCUGUCAUCUUUCCUGGUGGUUUUGGUGCAGCUAAAAACUUGUCAACAUUUGCCAUUGAUGGGAAGGACUGUAAGGUGAACAAGGAAGUUGAGCGAGUUUUAAAGGACUUCCAUGAUUCAGGAAAGCCAAUUGGGUUGUGCUGUAUAUCUCCCGUGCUGGCGGCAAAAGUUCUUCCAGGUGUGGAUGUGACGGUGGGUCAUGAGGAGGAAGAAGGUGGGAAGUGGCCAUAUGCUGGUACUACUCAAGCCAUCACUGCACUGGGAGCCAAACAUACUGUCAAAGAAGUCACUGAAGCCCAUGUGGACAAGAAGAACAAGGUGGUGACCACACCAGCUUUUAUGUGUGAAACUAAGCUGCACUUGAUUUUUGAUGGGAUUGGUGCUAUGGUGAGAGAUGUCCUAAAGCUCAGUGGGAAGUGAAAACUCUACCAGUAUAUCAGUAUUUUCAGAUUCUUUACAUAGAGCUCGUUAGUCAUAUCGGAUCUGUAUCAGACUGAUUAAAUGAUAAAGAGUAGCCUAUUUCUUGCUGUGAUUUGCAAAACAAGACUGAAACGCUUGACAGACAUUAUUAAUCAAUUAAAUCAAAUAUAUCUGCCCGACAGUGUUAAAUGUUAUUUUGUUGAAUAUCCAGCAGAGGGCACUCUCUGUAUUAAAAAAAAAGUAAUGUGCAUAUAGAGCCAAGAUUUUCUCAAAUUUGGAAACUUUAACUUGCCAUGUAGAAUAAACUCAUCAGUUGUUUUUUUUUUUUUUUUUAAAGAGAUUUCAGAAUACCAACUUAAUAGACUGAACCAGUUAAAAGCUUGACCUUAUGUCAUUAUGUCCUUAUAAUGAGUUCUUAUGUUAAUUAAAGUAGGCACAGUCUGUGUUGAAAAAUGAAGUUUGAAAUGAUGAAUAAAGUGAAUUUUUUUUCUAAAAAUGA
Carassius gibelio (silver crucian carp) is the source of this 1348-nucleotide messenger RNA. Its product is annotated as glutamine amidotransferase-like class 1 domain-containing protein 3, mitochondrial. The transcript is spliced from 7 exons. Gene Ontology annotation, cellular component: mitochondrion. The record is from RefSeq and is a predicted model, not a curated record. The coding region runs from base 67 to 849 and encodes 260 amino acids. NCBI's taxonomy places the organism in Eukaryota, Metazoa, Chordata, Actinopteri, Cypriniformes, Cyprinidae.